AUGACUCCCGCCGAGGCUUGGGACGAGAAGAACCUGAUUUAUUCUCCCGACCGUUCCUUUGUGGAGCGCAUCGAAGAGGGCAUCCAACGGUACCGUGCCCGGCGCCGCCUGGAUGCCGUCCGAAACCAGGUCUUUACUCAGUACCUCAUCCUUGGCGGUGUCGAUGCCACUGCUCGCCAGUUCCAGGGGGCGGAUAAGCUGCCUGAUGACCUGAUCCGGGAGUCUACCAAGGGUGAGCUGAGGGACAUGGUGUCAGAUGAUGUGAUUCAUCGUGGGGGGGAGGGUGGUGGUCGGUUCUAUCAUCCGGCCAGUUCUGAGCAUUGGGAUGUGGACUUUACGGGGGUUGUGGCUGGGUUCAUGUCUCACAAAGUCCUUGACAUGUCUGGCGGCGAGAUGGAAAUGAUCUGGAUCGCCUCGAACACCAUCCAGAAUUUUCUCAAGUAUCUGAUCCUCCAUGAUGUCUGCCCCGAGCACGCCGACGAUAUCAACAGAGCCAUCAAGCUUUGUGACCAAGCCUUUGAGGAGAUUGGUCUCGUGAGCAACGCUUUGGAACUGGUUCCGGGUGCCUUCAACCGCUCGGUUGCGGCGCUCCACUGCGAGGAAGAGGACGGCGAUGCUAUUUCUCUUCUUGUUGACAACAAGGAUCUUGACCGCAACCAUGCCCUCCACACCGUGGCUCUCAUCGCGACUUUGGUCCUACCCACUCUUGGUGGUAGCAGCACGCCCAAUGUCAACGCUAUGGAGGUGACCAACCCUAUCGAGCGCACCUUUGAGAUCACAUCCAUCACCCCACCCACAAAAGAGAUGCGCCAAAGGGUAGCCGUCGUCAGCGAGCACCUCAGAAAGUCCAACCCAUCCGCCCCUCCCAUCCAGGCCUGUGGCACAAUGCAAGGUCACCCAGUUCUUGUCCUAGACGGGUGGGACGUCACUGAAAAGCUCACCGAUGAAGAAGCCAAGGAGGAGUCCUCGUUUAUUCUUGAAGAGCUGAUUCUCGAGCAGCUGAGGGUGGGCAUGAAGCUGACGAUUGGGGUUUCGACUUGCACUUUUCCUAGGGGUGGGACCUUCAAGGUGAUUCGCUAUGUCAAGGGAAUCAAGCCGAGCUUUUAUACGUUCUUGCCACAGGAUUUGAUGAGGUAUUGGAAGGAGCCGGUGCCGAAUGAGAGACCUGGGCCUAGUAUUCAUGAUAGGCAUGAUUUGCUUGAGUUGGCGGUGGGUGAGGAUGAGACGGAUGAUUGA
Molecule: messenger RNA, 1236 nt
Organism: Podospora anserina S mat+
Lineage: Eukaryota; Fungi; Ascomycota; Sordariomycetes; Sordariales; Podosporaceae
Exons: 2
Coding region: 1-1236 (411 amino acids)
Biological process (GO): regulatory ncRNA-mediated gene silencing
Cellular component (GO): ARC complex
Source: RefSeq, a predicted model, not a curated record